UUGAACAAAUGUUCCCUGGACAUAAUUACACUUACGAUUGAGCACAUACAGAAGGAACUACUCACGGUUACCGAACAAGUGAGUACACUUGAAACCCAAAUUUCGCAGAUAGCGAACCAGGAAGAGUGGGCGGCAACCAAAUCGCAGAUUGACAACAUCUCACAAAGGUUCCGGUUGGAGCUCGAGACCCGGAAGAGAGACAAGUUUCUGCGUGACGCGGAAGACUACAGCAGCGGGCGAGUAUACCGGUGGACACCGGGACGUCCAUACACCACUCCCUCCUACUUCCGGGGUCGCAAGACACAGGCGCGGGUGCCACGAGGGGCACGCCGCGAGGGACGGCAGGAGGCCGGACGCAGUAGUUCAGGGGAGACAUCCUCGCAACGCGCAUCGGAUUCCUCCGGAUCUUUUGCUUUUUUAGGCGACGACAGCGCUCCCUCAAGCAGCGGGGAACGCGAAGGAGGCGCCCCAGAACCCGGCGCGGCAGCUGCGACCAAACCACGACAGACGAGGGUCACUCACAAGGCGGCACCCAAGAAGGGACUUCAAUCGUGAUUAACAUCUCUAAAAAGGUACUGUCACAAUCUGAACUGAAUUUGUUACAGAAGGGUUUAUCUUUUUGUCCAUCCUCUAAGCUGGAUACCUUUUCGCUGGACAUUGACCUGCAAAGGUUCUAUAGACUCUUACGUUUAAAAGUUCAGUUCAUGGAUAAAGAAGUUAGAGGGACUAAGGCUGAUAUUGGAGCAUUAACUCCACAACAAUUUGAUUUGUAUAAAAAGAGCAAAUACCUUCCCCCUACUUCUUUUCAUCCAGUGGAAACUGUUAUAUCCCUUAUGUCUAGGGAUAUUAAUCAGUUCAUACAAGAUCCCAAGGGGCUUAGAAAUAUGCGGUAUAAUAACAACUUAACUCAAAUUGAACGGGAGUCCCUUAAAGUGUUGAUGGGAGAUAAAGAUGUGAUAUACAAACCAGCUGAUAAGGGGGGAGCAUUGGUUAUCUUGGAUAGGGAAUACUAUAUACAGGAGAUAUUGAGCCAAUUGAGUAAUAGAGAUACCUAUAUACAGCUUGAUAAAGAUCCCACUGAUGAAAUUACUGGCUUAAUAUCUGAAGUAUUGUCUCGCUAUCAUGAACAGGGUGUAGUGACUGAUAGUUUGAAGGAUUACCUUACAAAAGAAUUUCCAUGUAUACCAGUGCUCUACACCCUCCCCAAGAUACACAAGAAUCUUCAAUCCCCUCCAGGACGUCCCAUAGUGGCCGGCGUUAAUUCGGUCUUAUCCCCGUUAUCAAUCUUUUUGGAUAAAGUACUAGCGCCUUUUGUCCAGUGUGAUCUCAAAUGUUGCGUGUUAAGCGCAUAGUUACAGAGGAGGAACAGCUCAAUACACGUUUGGAUGAGAUGACCAUGAAGUUUACACAGAGGGGCUAUCCCAGACAGAUACUUGAUCAGGAGGUAGCCAGAGUGAAGG
Messenger RNA from Xenopus laevis (African clawed frog), 1460 nucleotides. RefSeq lists its product as uncharacterized. The record is from RefSeq and is a predicted model, not a curated record. The coding region runs from base 705 to 1352 and encodes 215 amino acids. The transcript has 2 exons. NCBI's taxonomy places the organism in Eukaryota, Metazoa, Chordata, Amphibia, Anura, Pipidae.